ACAAAUAUUGUCUGACCUUUUCGUCGAGCACACACCAACAUGUCUACCUUCGCUUUCCUCCUCCUCUGCAUCCAAGUCUGCUUGGUCCAGAAUGUUUACAGUCAGUGCAAUGGUGCUCUUGGCUGGGAUGCCGGGUUAGCUGGACCCUACGGCUACGGUUUGAGAGACGGUAUUGCUGGACCCUAUGGCUUUGGAUUGGGAGACGGUAUUGCUGGACCUUAUGGUUUCGGUUUGAGAGACGGUUUCAUUGGUGAAGCUGCCUACGGAGGCUCCGGAGUCGGUGAUGUGGCUGUCGCUGGUGAGAUGGGCGUUGCUGGUACCACCCUGGUCGCUGGUCAGGUGCCGAUCCUCGGUGCUGUAGGAUUCGAAGGCAUUGUUCCAGCUGCUGGAGCUGUGACCAUUACUGGCAGAUGCGGAUGCGGCUGCCACAAUGGUAUUUAUUAAGAAAAGAUCCAGAUAAUAAAGCGACUUUUGACCAAGAAAGAUACUGAAGAGAUCAAUUAGAUGCUUCAGAAAUGAAAUAAAAUCAAUCUAUAUUA
Melitaea cinxia (Glanville fritillary) is the source of this 539-nucleotide messenger RNA. Its product is annotated as chorion class A protein Ld2/Ld41-like. Lineage: Eukaryota; Metazoa; Arthropoda; Insecta; Lepidoptera; Nymphalidae. Gene Ontology annotation, cellular component: egg chorion. The record is from RefSeq and is a predicted model, not a curated record. Bases 40 to 444 code for a protein of 134 amino acids. Gene Ontology annotation, molecular function: structural constituent of egg chorion. Gene Ontology annotation, biological process: multicellular organism development; chorion-containing eggshell formation. The transcript is spliced from 2 exons.